UUUUUAUAGUCUUAUGAUCGAUCUUAUUGAAGUUGAAAAGGAGCGCCUUUUAGAUGAAUGGUUUGCGCUGGACGAGGUUCCCAAAGGAAAGCUGCACCUGAGACUGGAGUGGCUCACGCUGAUGCCAAACGCGUCCAACCUUGACAAGGUGCUUACAGACAUCAGGGCUGACAAAGACCAAGCCAAUGAUGGUCUGUCCUCUGCAUUGCUGAUCUUGUAUUUGGAUUCCGCAAGGAACCUUCCGUCAGGGAAGAAAAUAAACAGCAACCCAAAUCCUCUUGUCCAGAUGUCAGUUGGGCACAAGGCUCAAGAGAGUAAGAUUCGGUACAAAACCAAUGAACCUGUGUGGGAGGAAAACUUCACUUUCUUCAUUCACAAUCCCAAGCGCCAGGACCUUGAAAUUGAGGUCAGAGAUGAGCAGCACCAGUGCUCCCUGGGCAACCUGAGGGUCCCCCUCAGCCAGCUGCUGGCCAGUGAGGACAUGACCCUGAAUCAGCGAUUCCACCUCAGUAAUUCAGGUCCCAACAGCACCAUCAAAAUGAAGAUUGCACUCAGGGUACUCCAUCUUGAAAAGCAAGAAAGGCUCCCAGACCACCAACAUUCAGCUCAAGUAAAACGACCCUCUGUUUCCAAAGAAGGGAGGAAAAUCUCUGUCAAAUCUCAGCUGUCUGCAUCUCCAGGCCCUGGUGGCAGCAGCCCAGCCCUGUCUACGCCGGCCCCUGGGGGCAGCGAUAAGCCGGGCGCAGAAGAGAGAGCCCAGCCGCCCGAGGCCAGCCCUCAGGGGCCUCGUGACCUGGGCAGGAGCUCCUCCAGCCUCCUAGUGUCCCCCAGCCACACCUCGGCCAAGGAGCCCACCCCCAGCAUCGCCUCAGACAUCUCCUUGCCCAUCGCCACCCAGGAACUGCGGCAGCGGCUGAGGCAGCUCGAGAAUGGGACGACGCUGGGGCAGUCUCCGCUGGGGCAGAUCCAGCUGACCAUCCGGCACAGCUCUCAGAGGAACAAGCUCAUCGUGGUCGUACACGCCUGCAGAAAUCUUAUCGCCUUCUCUGAAGAUGGCUCUGACCCGUACGUGCGCGUGUAUUUAUUGCCAGACAAGAGGCGGUCAGGGAGGAGGAAAACACAUGUGUCCAAGAAGACAUUAAAUCCAGUGUUUGAUCAAAGCUUUGACUUCAGUGUUUCGCUGCCGGAGGCGCAGAGGAGGACGCUGGACGUCGCGGUGAAGAACAGUGGCGGUUUCCUGUCCAAAGACAAAGGGCUUCUUGGCAAAGUAUUGGUUACUCUGGCAUCUGAAGAACUCACCAAAGGCUGGACCCAGUGGUAUGACCUCACCGAAGAUGGGACGAGACCGCAAGUGGUGACGUAGCCUCGCGGGCACAAGGCACACCCCCAUCUCUCCACGGAGCACGUCCCUCUCACAGAUGCACCAAUCUUAUUUUUAUAAUUUCAUGUAUUUAGUUAUACGUAUCUUAACAGUUUUAUAAAAUUAUUGAUAUUUUAGG
Molecule: messenger RNA, 1499 nt
Organism: Propithecus coquereli (Coquerel's sifaka)
Lineage: Eukaryota; Metazoa; Chordata; Mammalia; Primates; Indriidae
Gene: ESYT2
Product: extended synaptotagmin-like protein 2
Exons: 12
Coding region: 14-1363 (449 amino acids)
Biological process (GO): lipid transport
Source: RefSeq, a predicted model, not a curated record